AUGUCCGACCCAGUGGGAAACAUCCGCCACUGUUUUACCCCCCUUGCUGCAUACAUUGUUGAUACUCCUGAGGCAUGUAUGCUCGCAUGUGUGCGCGGUAAAACUUGUCCAUUUACACUGGCAUCCUUUUUUGCUGCAUGUGCGGAUUUCCAGCUAAAUGGUGUCUUUGCACCUUUCUGGAAGGGCUGGCGGUUCAGUGAUCCUGCAAUCUUCCUUACACUGGAAGCUCUGUAUCACUGGCAUAAGCAAUUCUAUGACCACAACAUCCAAUGGUGUCUUGUAGUUCUUGGAGCAGUGGAAUUUGAUUUCCGGAUCUUAAUAUUGCAACCCAUCACAGGCUAUCACCACUUCUCCAAUGGAAUCUCCAAACUGAAACAGGUCAUGGGCAGAGUCCACCGCGAUAUACAGUGUUAUAUUGUUGGGCUGAUUGCUGGUGCAGCCCCCUCUCCCUCACCUGAUGACAGCGUACUGACAUCUAUCAACAGAUCGCUCACAAUAUUUCAUGACAACAAAGAUGCCAUUAUGACAUUAGGCGCUCGGAUGGGUACAAAGAGAGCCAUUGAUAAUUGGCACAUACCCAAGCUGGAGCUCAUGCAGAGCAUUACUGCUAGCAUAUCCCAAGUCAGCGCCCUCAUCCAGUGGUCCACAGAUGCAACUGAACAUGCACACAUCUCCGAAAUCAAGGAACCAGCAUGGCGCACAAACAACAACAAUUACAAUCCCCAUAUCUGUCAUCACUUAGAUUGA
Molecule: messenger RNA, 747 nt
Organism: Suillus paluster
Lineage: Eukaryota; Fungi; Basidiomycota; Agaricomycetes; Boletales; Suillaceae
Exons: 3
Coding region: 1-747 (248 amino acids)
Source: RefSeq, a predicted model, not a curated record